Onychomys torridus (southern grasshopper mouse) is the source of this 3764-nucleotide messenger RNA. RefSeq names its product amine oxidase [flavin-containing] A. Bases 141 to 2882 code for a protein of 913 amino acids. The record is from RefSeq and is a predicted model, not a curated record. Lineage: Eukaryota; Metazoa; Chordata; Mammalia; Rodentia; Cricetidae. The transcript is spliced from 15 exons. Gene Ontology annotation, molecular function: oxidoreductase activity.
CCAAGUGGGUCGGUCGCUUGGGUUGGGCCUCCUGGUGGCGACUGGUAACUGCUGGCUGCUGAAAGCCGAGCGCUGUUCAGGGGAGGGUUGAGGGGAGGGUUCAAGGCAGCCAUUCGCUGCGUCCCGCCUUUGUGAGAUUUAUGUCCGAAAAUAAGGCCUCCGGAAAUGAGGCCGCCUUCCCCUCAGGCGGCGGCUUGCGUGGUCGAGGUCGCGGCCGUGGCAGAAGGGGGCGUGAGGUAGAAUGGGCCCCCGAAACCGGGAUUGCCUCUUCCCAGACCCCUGUGGGGUUGUCCCAACUAGACAGCAUCUCUAGCAGCUCUUAUGAGUCCUCCCACUCUCAGUGGCAGACCGCCUCCCAACCCCAUUCUUCACCUCCGAUUAGCGGGUCCACCCAUGAGCUGGUUGGUUCCUUUAUUUCCACCAACCUCUCUCAGCUGGAUGAUGAUUCUGGCCAGAGGAAUGACCCCAUCUCAAAGUUUUCUUCUUGGGAAUUAAACGCUCCCAGCCAGAGCGGUCAGAUCCCCAUACCUGCCUCGGACUACUCCAUUCUUAGCUCUGUCUCCCAGCAUUUAUCUGUAAUAGAAUCCAUCCCGGAUUCAUCCCAUUCUUUGGGGCUAAGGUCCUCGGUGAUUUCUGGGCAAGUGUCUUCUAUGGCUUCUAGGCCUGGCACUUCCCUAGAGUCAGAACUAGGGUCUAUUCCUGUCUCAGUGAUCAGCACUCCCCGAGGAUCGGUAGAUGAGCCCACUUUACCCGCAAUGUCUAACUACCCCUGGGGAUUGCCACUAGAAUACCCUACUAACAGUGACACGUCCGUGUCUUCGUUGGAACUACCUGAACCUCAAGAAAAUACCCCACGGGUGCCGAUAGAAGACUCCCCCAUGCACAGUCUGUCCGUAUCUGCUUGGUUAUCCACAUCAUCACCUUCUGCACCCUAUUUCCAUUCCGGGAUCCCGGUACAAAGACCUCGGGUGCUCGAUAGCCCAACAUCCCCACGGCAUAACCCCCGAGGUUUGACGCAAGGACCUCCUCCUUCCCAUGCCCCUCCAGUGCCUGUACAAGAGCCAUCCCUGCCCGGUGUGCAGGGCUCUUCCAGGGUAUCUCAACAAGGAUCAGCUCCGCCCCUGAGCGCUCCCCUUGCACAAGGGCCCGCUCCGCCCCCAGGGCCGGGCUCCCCCUGGGUAUGGGUAGAAAGUUCGGCUCCGCCCCCAGACUCCAGGCAAGGGGAGGUACAAGGGUCUGUUCCACCCUGGGCGGUCCCCCCUUUUAAACCCAAGUCUCCGAGGAAUCUCACCCAAACCAUGACGAAUCUGGAGAAGCCUAAUAUCACAGGCCACAUGUUCGACGUAGUCGUGAUUGGAGGCGGCAUCUCAGGGUUGGCUGCUGCCAAACUCUUAUCUGAAUAUAAAAUUAAUGUCUUGGUUUUGGAAGCCCGUGAUAGAGUUGGAGGAAGAACAUAUACUGUGAGGAAUGAUCAUGUUAAAUGGGUAGAUGUUGGUGGAGCCUAUGUAGGACCAACCCAGAACAGAAUCUUACGCUUGUCUAAAGAGCUAGGCAUAGAGACUUAUAAAGUGAAUGUCAAGGAGCGUCUAGUUCAAUAUGUCAAGGGGAAAACUUACCCAUUUCGUGGUGCAUUUCCACCUGUGUGGAAUCCCUUGGCAUAUUUGGAUUAUAACAACCUGUGGAGGACAAUGGAUGAAAUGGGAAAAGAGAUCCCCACUGAUGCACCAUGGCAAGCACAACAUGCUGAGGAAUGGGACAAGAUGACCAUGAAAGAGCUCAUUGACAAAAUCUGCUGGACAAAAACUGCUCGAGAUUUUGCUUCUCUUUUUGUGAACAUCAAUGUGACAUCUGAGCCUCAUGAGGUAUCUGCCCUGUGGUUCUUGUGGUAUGUGAAGCAGUGUGGUGGCACCACUCGGAUAUUCUCAGUCACCAAUGGAGGCCAGGAACGGAAAUUUGUAGGUGGAGCUGGCCAAGUAAGUGAAAAGAUGAUGGACCUCCUUGGGGAUAAAGUGAAGCUGAGCUCUCCUGUUACUUAUAUUGACCAAACAGAUGACAACAUCAUUGUAGAGACACUGAAUCAUGAACACUAUGAGUGUAAAUAUGUAAUUAGUGCCAUCCCACCGAAUUUGACUACCAAGAUCCAUUUCAAACCAGAGCUUCCACCUGAGAGAAACCAGUUAAUUCAGCGUCUUCCAAUGGGGGCUGUCAUCAAGUGCAUGGUGUAUUACAAGGAAGCCUUCUGGAAGAAAAAGGACUAUUGUGGAUGCAUGAUCAUUGAAGAUGAGGAAGCACCAAUUUCAAUCACUCUGGAUGACACUAAACCUGAUGGGUCACUGCCUGCCAUCAUGGGCUUCAUUCUUGCUCGGAAAGCUGAUCGACUUGCUAAGCUAAAUAAAGAAAUAAGGAAGAUGAAAAUCUGUGAGCUCUAUGCCAAAGUUCUGGGAUCUGAAGAAGCUUUACAUCCAGUCCAUUACGAAGAGAAGAACUGGUGUGAGGAGCAGUACUCUGGGGGCUGCUACACAGCCUACUUCCCUCCUGGCAUCAUGACCCAGUAUGGAAGGGUGAUUCGCCAGCCAGUAGGCAGGAUUUACUUUGCAGGCACAGAGACAGCAACACAGUGGAGUGGCUACAUGGAAGGAGCAGUCCAAGCUGGAGAACGAGCAGCUAGAGAGGUCUUGAAUGCUCUAGGAAAGGUUGCCAAGAAAGACAUAUGGGUUCAAGAGCCUGACUCCAAGGAUGUUCCAGCAUUUGGAAUUACCCACACCUUCUUGGAGAGAAACCUGCCUUCCGUGCCUGGUAUACUAAAGAUCACUGGUUUUUCCACCUCUGUGGCUCUUCUCUGUUUUGUAUUGUACAAGUUUAAACUGCUGCCACAGUCCUGAACUUUUUCACCCUUGGACCUCCUGCUUGAUCAUCCUUAGCACCAUCACCAUUAAAAGAAAAAUGUGGAUGAAUUACAGCCCGUGUCAUUGGGCCAUUUAAGUGCACUUGAUUUAACCCUCCUCAGUUUAAAUUUAGUCUUUGUAAAGUGACAAUCCAAAGAAUCACCUAUCUAAUUAUAGUAAGACCAAGUUUCAUCCUGUUUGUUAGACUAAUUCAUGUUGGUUGAUAAAAUGUAAUCCUAUGAAUGUUUAAUUUUAAAAAGGUGAAGUACUUGUAAGGAAUAAUUUCUGGGUUAUUUUUCUUGCCUUUAAUGCAAAAUAGUUGAUGGUUUCAGAAAUAAAACACUUGACUUACUGUAACUUUUGCAUAGCUACUCAGAUGUGCAGAGUAAAAUGGUGGCUGAAAUGUUCCUUAGGUGUCCUCACUGAGUAGUUCCAUGUGAGACAAACUAUACUAGGCACUUCCUUUUCUGGUCUGUAUCUAAACACGAAUUAGCCCUUGUCAGUAACAUUCUGUGCUGAUUUAAGAAAGUAGCAUUUUUUCCUGUGGUCCUUGGCUGUCUGAUCAUAGAAUUAGAUCUCUGAGCCUACCUGUGUCUUCAAUAUGGUUAAAUAUUAGCAUGCCAUUUUCUCUCAAGUUCCAAAGGACACAUGAAAUUUUCUCUAUUGUUAUUUAUUGAGAAAGUCAAAUGCAGAAAUGAAAUUAGGGCUCAAUCUGAUAACAUUACUUGUUUUAAUUAUUAGGUUUUAUAACAGACAUUAAACUGAAUGGUUUUAUAUAUCCAGACUGAGUUCUCGAUCUUACAAGUAUUAUGGGCCUGGAAUGGUGCCUAUCUCUUCUCUUUCCCAUUUGAAAAACUGUCAAUUUAAAAAAAAAUCUUU